Meriones unguiculatus (Mongolian gerbil) is the source of this 688-nucleotide messenger RNA. RefSeq names its product NCBP2 antisense 2 (head to head) (gene Ncbp2as2). The transcript has a single exon. The coding region runs from base 1 to 300 and encodes 99 amino acids. The record is from RefSeq and is a predicted model, not a curated record. Lineage: Eukaryota; Metazoa; Chordata; Mammalia; Rodentia; Muridae.
AUGAUCUUCCGGCGGCUGCUGGCGGCCCUGCUGCACAACCCGCAGCUGGUGGAGCGGCUGUCCGAGUCGUGGCCCAUCCGGCGGGCGGCUCAACUCACGGCCUUCGCGCUGCUGAAGCUGCAACUGCGCGGCCGCGACGCGGCCCGCCAACUGCGCGCCCUCGCGGAUCAGCCCCCGGGCUCACUGAGUCGCCGCGCCGCGCGCUUCAAGGACACUUUCACCCAGGAACUCCGCCGCGGCUUCCGGGACCGUCCAGGGCCGCCACCAGGUCAGCAGAAGGGCCCGAGCUCCAAUGCGUAAGCACGGACUGUACCCUCCCUUCAGUGAUCUACACCGACCGUUCAUUGAGUCAUCUCGGACACGAUACCCGACCUCGAAUCCUGACUCGGAUUGUUAUCGUGCAGAUGCCUAAGGUCAAAUGGACAUGUGCCUCGUAGUCCUGUGACUAGGCCAGACGUAAAGACCCGAAGCCCACCAAUGAUAAGAGUCUAGACCAGAACAUAGCACUACUGAAAGCCAUGGACAAACAGCCAGAAAGAAAGCCUGUUUUCUGCAAGCGGGACCGAAGCUGAAUAAAUGCCGCUGCAUCUGCAUUAGUGCAAGAGAAUACUGCAUCAGGGAAGAUAGUGGACGGAAUGACAACCCUGAGGUUGCCAAAAUCUGAUUAAAUGUGUAAGCUGAUUAAUAA